Alnus glutinosa is the source of this 2047-nucleotide messenger RNA. RefSeq names its product gallate 1-beta-glucosyltransferase. The coding region runs from base 110 to 1651 and encodes 513 amino acids. Gene Ontology annotation, molecular function: UDP-glycosyltransferase activity. The record is from RefSeq and is a predicted model, not a curated record. The transcript has 2 exons. Lineage: Eukaryota; Viridiplantae; Streptophyta; Magnoliopsida; Fagales; Betulaceae.
AGUCUUCCUGAUCCCCAUGCCCACCAUCCAAUCCCACACAUACAUAUUUGUACACAGAAAUCUCUCUCAACCAAGCUUAACCAGUAGAUCGAUCAUCUGAUCAGAAAGAAUGGGAUCGGAAGCUCUAGUUCAUGUUCUUCUGAUUUCUUUCCCAGGCCAAGGCCAUGUCAACCCUCUUCUAAGACUUGGAAAGCGCCUGGCUUCAAAGGGUUUGCUUGUCACCUUCUCCACCCCGGAAAGCAUCGGCAAACAGAUGAGGAAAGCCAGCAACAUCACCGACGAGCCUGCCCCAGUUGGUGAGGGCUUCAUCCGGUUCGAAUUCUUCGAAGACGGCUGGGAUGAGAACGAGACAAGGCGCCAAGACUUGGACCAGUACUUGCCGCAACUCGAGCUCGUCGGCAAAGAGGUAUUCCCUGAGAUGAUCAGGAGAAACGCAGAGCAGGGACGCCCCAUCUCUUGCCUGAUCAACAAUCCUUUUAUUCCUUGGGUUUCUGACGUGGCUGAGAGUCUUGGCCUCCCUUCCGCCAUGCUUUGGGUCCAAUCUUGCGCUUGCUUCUCCUCGUACUACCACUACUGCCAUGGCCUGGUUCCUUUCCCUUCUGAAGCAGAACCCUUUAUUGAUGUUCAAUUGCCAUGUAUGCCGCUUUUGAAGUACGAUGAAGUUCCUAGCUUCUUGUACCCCACCACCCCCUACCCAUUCCUGAGGAGGGCCAUUCUCGGACAAUACAGGAACUUGGACAAACCUUUCUGCAUAUUGAUGGACACGUUUCAGGAACUCGAGCAUGAUGUGAUCGAGUAUGUGUCCAAGCUCUGCCCAAUCAAAACCGUCGGGCCUCUCUUCAAGAACCCCAAGGCACAGAACACAACCGUGCGCGGCGACUUCAUGAAGGCCGACGACUGCAUGGAGUGGCUGGACUCAAAGCCACCGCAGUCUGUCGUGUACAUCUCCUUCGGCAGCGUGGUCUACUUGACACAACCGCAAGUGGACGAGAUCGCUCACGGGCUCUUGAACUCCGGGGUUUCGUUCUUGUGGGUGAUGAAGCCACCUCACAAGGAUUCGGGCUACGAACUGCUCGUUCUCCCGGACGGAUUCUUGGAGAAAGCUGGCGACAAAGGCAGAGUGGUUCACUGGAGUCCACAAGAGCAAGUUCUGGCUCACCCCUCUGUCGCAUGCUUUGUGACGCAUUGCGGAUGGAACUCAACCAUGGAGUCACUCACCUCCGGGAUGCCGGUGGUGGCGUUCCCGCAAUGGGGCGACCAAGUCACCGACGCAGUGUACUUGGUGGAUGUGUUCAAGACUGGCUUGAGAAUGUGUCGUGGUGAGGCUGAGAACAGGGUGAUCACUAGGGACGAGAUCGAGAAGUGCUUGGUGGAGGCCACGGUUGGGCCCAAGGCUGUGGAGAUGAAGCAGAACGCCUUGAAGUGGAAGGCUGCGGCGGAAGAUGCGGUGGCGGAGGGUGGCUCGUCCGACCGGAACAUCCAAGCCUUUGUAGAUGAGGUGAGGAAGAGAAGCAUUGCUCUCACUAGUAAGUCAGCGGCUAGCGUCAUUAAUGGUGUUGAAGAUUUGGCCAACAAAACAGUCGCCAAUGGGCUUGCAGAAUUGGUUGAGUCGAAGGCAAAUGGGAAAGUGGAGUUAGUUGGGUCGUCCUAAAUCUCGGGUGCUUAUUGGUUAGGGUUUAAAUAAAGGAAAAUGAUAAAAAUACUCACGGUGCACAACAAGUGUACAACAUCAAGAUACAAUGAAGUGGAAUCUACACAUUGGGCCCUACUUUAUUGUGUCUUGCUGUUGUGCACCUGUUGUACACGGUAAGUACAAGAAUCAUUCUCCAAACAGAAAUAUGAAGAUCGGCAGUACGUGUUAGGUAAGGAUUGGACGGUGGACCGAAUUUUGCAUGCAAUAACUGGGAUACCUUAUAUUGGGUAUUCGUAAGUUUUCUUUUCUUUUUCUUUGCUACAUAAUUAGGCGUCCGUGGUUUGGACGCAAUGUUUAUUUUGCUUUUUUGUUGAGUUUGUUUGAUAUAUAUAAAUUAUGUAACUUCUGUUCUAA